AAACAAAAAAAAACACUUCUUCCCCAGUCCACCACCACCUCCCCCUCCUCCUCCAGCGAGCGCACACGAGCGCAGGCGGCAAACGAAGCGAGCUCGCUUUGCUUCUCCCCGCGGCAACGGCCCCCCAGGCAGCGGGAGCGCAGCGACGAGCACCGGAGGCCGCGAGGGCGAGCGCGGAAGGAGGGAGGAGAGGAGCGCGCGGCGGGACUGGGAUCCCCGCUCCCGGCUCGGGCCCGGAGCCGGAUCUGCCUCGGGGCUCGCGCCCGCGGCGGGAGAUCGUGGGGCGCGGGGCCGGCGCGGCUGGUGGAGUGGGUUUCCGUCUGGCUGGGGGGCGCUGGGAGCGACGGCGGCGGCGGAAUGCGGGUCAUGGUAUAUGCUCCACUUGAUCUGGAUGGAAUUUGACUGCAUUCUACGGUCUCAGAACGAAGGAUAUCAUAUUAGCAGUUAGAGAGGCUUAAGAGGCCAGGAAAAAUGCCCCCGUCACCCUCGCCGAGGAGAUCGAGAUCGCCGGCACGGGAGACUUAUCACAAGAGGGCCAACAGUUUUGGGAGUGUGCUGCCUGCAAAACAAAAGGAUGAUGAACUCCCUUUGUUCUCUGAUAUGCAGAAAGUUGAGAGGGAGAACUUCUUACUGGAACCAUCGGAGGACUUUGAUGACUCAAUCGCAAAAUUGAGCUACUUCUCGGAAGUAAAGCUUGGUGUUAGCAUUCCUGCACGUGGAGAAAGCCACGAUUUGCUUGAUGUGGAUGGUGAUAAAAAUGAUUGUGAGUGGUUGUUAACUCCUCCAGAAACUCCACUUUUUCGAUCAUUAGAUGAUGACGACCAAUCUGUCACUCAGGUUUCUAGGGGCAGAGCUCAGACCAAGCCCAUACAGAUUUCGAGAUCAUCCACAAUGGAUAAUACUCAAAGAGCUAGAAGCAGUGCAAGCCCAAGUAGGCUUAGCCCAUCUCCACGCUCUAUGGCAAGGACAAGAUCAUCUAGUUCAGCCUCUCGCUCUAGCCCACCACCUUCUCUUCAACCACCAACGCUGUCACGAAGAUCUUCAACCCCUCCGGUUGCUAAGACAUUAACACCUCCUCGAAGGUCUCCAAGUCCUGCCUCAAGAAGGAUGAGUACUGGUUCAAGUGUCCCAACUUUGAAUGGAACAAGAGGAUCUUCACCAGUGAAACCUAAUCGCAGAUCUUCUUCACCAAAACUGCAGGGAUGGCAAUCAAAUGUCCCUGGUUUCCCUUUUGACGCACCUUCAAACCUUCGCACAUCUCUACCUGAUCGUCCAGUUUCCCGUUCAAGGGGUGGAUCUCCUUCAUCUAUUAAUGGACUAGACAAGGGUUCAAGAGGUAGAAGACAAUCAAUGUCUCCCACUCCAUCUAGAAGAGCCAGUUCAUCUCACAGUAUUGAACGGGACCGAAUGAGCUCUUACAGCAAAGCUUCCGCAACCUCAUCUGGUGAGGAUGAUCUGGACUCUAUGCAGUCUGUACCAAAUAGCUACUCUAGUAGCCCAGCUGUGAAAAAGAGCUUGGCUGUGAUGAAGACCAGAACUAUUGCAUCAUCAAAGAAUCUGUCCAAAAAUUUCACUUCUAGCUCUGUCCCAAAGCGGUCAUUUGACUCUGCACUCUGGUUGAUGGAUCACCGCAAAGCUCCACAAGAUAGGUUCCGACCACUUCUAUCUGGUGUCCCUGCCAGCACAUUUGGCCCUGGCAAUGGAAAUAAUGUGCACAAGCCUAUGUUCUCACACAAUUCCUCUUUGACAACUAGCAGCAAUGCAAGCUCUGACCAUGCUGCCAUUUUUGGCUCUUAUAAGCAUGGCAACCAAGAGCAACAUGAUUUGGUUGAUGAGUGGGAAGCAGGUGACAGCUCUCGAGGUCAUGAAGACAUAUUUAUGUUUGAUAAAUUGGAUGGACUAAAUGAAGAAAACAUUCAUUACAAGAGCACGAAAUCUAUGGAGAACUCCCCAGUCAUAGUAAAACAUCAAGUAAGUGAUAGACAAGACUUCGACAUGGAAGAAAGCGGAACAUGUGAUCAGUCCUUAUGCCAUUCUAUUAAUAGUUCUCUAGUUAGCUAUGGUAAAACUGCAACUUGCGUGAGAUGUGGGAAGUAUUUUAAUGUGAUGGAUGUGGAUGGAGAGGGUGACUAUUGCGAAAUAUGUGCUUCAAAGGUUGGGAAUAUUUUCACUGACUCUAUCGCACAAACUAUAGAAGAAGCAGACCAGCUGGAUGAUAAAGCUGCAAAUUUGAGACCUUGCAUUGUGUCUGAUCCUCCUGUAGCCCCAGACUGUAUAGACCAUAGGAAUGAAGUCUCUCUUGAUCAUCAACUAGUGAACGAUGAACCUCACAAUGACUGCCUGGACCAGGCACUUCCAUUUCACUCAAUGGUGGACACGCCUCAGGAAAUGAUGCUGGGGCAGGAGGGAAAGAUUGACGCAGAACAUACAAAGCAACAUGUUGGAGACUCCGCACUAGGAAAUAACAUCAAUAUUUCAUUUCAUCAAUCUAGUGCGACUGACUGUCAACAAACACAACUAACAUCUGCGGAACAUGACCUAUUCAGAGACCAAAUAGACAACCACAAUCAUGGGUUGUCCCAAUGUAGUGAAACUAUCUCUGAAACCGUGACAAGUGAUAACUCUCAUCAACUGACAUCAACAAGCCGUAAGCUUGAAAAUACUUCCACUGGGAUAUCAGUACUAUUACUCCAGAAGUCAAAUAGCAAUAAAUGGCCUGUUGUAGAAGGGAGGACCCUGGGUUCUGCCAAUACGCUUUGUUUGGAACCAUAUUACGCAAGAGAUGGUGUCAAUAUAAUGAAGCGUAGCUUUGGACGGGACAGUUCCUCAGCUGCUUCAUCUAGUGAUCUUGGGUCUUCAAGGCAAUCAGUCAUAUAUUUUGAGCGCCUUAGGAGCGGUAAGAGGGGUGACUUUGAGAAGUCUCAAAUAAGCAGUACUAUGAGUCGUCAAAGCAUUGCUUCUGUGUCAGAUAUGUCAAUUAGUAGUUCUUCAGCUUCACUUUGCCCUCAGAGUGAUGCAGUAGGAGAUACUUAUUUGCCAAUAGACACAUUGGAAAGUAGUGCUUCAAGAAAAGUGACCCCUACUGAAGAAUAUGAUAGUUCUGGUAAGGAUGCUUUGUCAAGUGCUAUGGAGUGUUGGUCUGCUGCACAGGCUAUUGUUAAUGAUGGCAGCCUUGUUGACUUGAGCACCUCGAGCUUUAUAGACAUGGUAGAAGGAGAUGCAACAAUUGAGAACCAUUGUACAGGCAGGAUGGCUGACAGUGAUCAUUUCAGUUCAAAUAUGUGUUUGUCAGAUACUGAAAUGCCAAGUGACACCCAAGAGUCAUCAGCUCCAGAGGAAAGUUGCAUACGAGAAAAUGAAGAGGAUACUUCUGCUAUCAGUCAGUGCAAUACAAAUGGUGCUCCAGAACAUCCAAGUGAUGAGAACAACUUUGAUAAUAUGCAAGUGCAGUUCGGAGCAGUUCAGGGUUCAAAUGAGGUAAAUAGAUUGGAUGAUUGCUGCAUGUCUGCCAUCUCCGAGGAGGAUGUGUUGAUUUCUGAACAAAAAACUAACAUAAUGAAACUUCCUAAUGAUGAAGAAUCUUGUGAGGCAGUAGACGGAUCAAGGAAACAAAUCCAGAGAUGCUUCACAUUAGAAGAAGCUGCUGAUACAAUUCUCUUCUGUAGUUCUAUUGUCCACGACCUUGCAUACAAGGCAGCAACAAUUGCCUUGGAAAACGAGAAGGAAUCCGAAUGUGUUGAUUCUAUUCGCCCAACUGUUACCAUCGUUGGAAGAUCUGGUCAAAAGGAAGAUAGUUUACCAAAGCUGGCUCACAGACGGACUCCAAAUCGGAAGGUUAAAAGGAAAAGAUUGGAAGGAGAAACAACUACAACAGAAACUACGGAGAAAGAUGCUGUUGCUAAGGACUCCUCACCUGUACGUUCUGCUUCUGGCAUCACAAGGAAUUCUGAUAACAUGAAGCCUCCCAAGCUGGAGUCCAAGUGCAACUGUAUAAUUAUGUAA
Molecule: messenger RNA, 4002 nt
Organism: Panicum hallii
Lineage: Eukaryota; Viridiplantae; Streptophyta; Magnoliopsida; Poales; Poaceae
Exons: 7
Coding region: 472-4002 (1176 amino acids)
Biological process (GO): cortical microtubule organization
Cellular component (GO): cortical microtubule
Source: RefSeq, a predicted model, not a curated record